GUGAAAAUGAGAUAAGAAAUAACAAAGUUCCGUUAUAAUCUGUGGUUUUGGUGUUCGUAACUUUUAAAAAUAUGGAAUUAGACGGAGCAGUGUCUUCUAAAGCUUUGGUUGAGCAGAAUGAUGUUGAGAUAGUUAAUACGAAUGGCAAUUCGAUUGAGUUGAGAGUGACAGUAUCAUCGGACUCGACAAACAAUGUCGAUUUCCGUAUCUAUUUGGAUAAGAAUAAAGAACUUAAAGAUGGAACUAUUCAACAUCUUCAUGAAUUAUACAUAUCGGAAAUUGAAACUGCGGAUGGUUUUGUAGGAACGGCACCUACUAUCAGAGCGAUCUAUGAUGGAGACGAACAUCAAAAAUUUAUGGACAGGUUGGAUGCCCGAAUUAAAAAUCAUGAUAAAGAUAUCGAAAGAAUGUGCAAUGCUCACUAUCAGGGAUUUAUUGAUUCUAUUCGAGAACUUCUACAGGUUAGAACACAGGCGCAAAAGUUAAAGAAUGAAGUACUGCAAACAGAUAAAGAAGUACAAGAUUCAAGUUUAAAAGUUUUACAAAAAGCAGAGGAAUUGAUAAAAUAUAGAAAAGUUCAGUAUAAUAUAGCUUGUGCAAUAGAAAGUUUAGGUCUCUGUCAACCUGUUUUAGAAAUGUAUGCAAAACUUUCUCAACAAAUGAAAGAAAAAAGAUAUUAUCCAGCUCUGAAGACAUUAGAACAAUUAGAACAUACAUUUCUUCCGAGAGUUUCUAGGUAUCGAUUUGCUCAUACUAUGAGAUCUACAAUACCUCGUCACAGGGAGCACAUUAAAGAAGCUUCUAUAUCAGAUUUGAAAGACUUUUUGGAAAACAUUAGAGAAGAAUCUGCAAGUAUUGGAGAAUUAGCUAUGAGACAUACAGCUGAACAACAGAAUAUAGAGGUAGUUCUAAUAAGAAAAAAAAAGAAACGCAAGGCACCUCCACCACCAAAUCCUUUUACAGGAGAAGUAGAAGCAGAAUUAGAAGAAGAAGCAGAUAGCUCAAAUUUUGAUGGAAAAGAAAGUGCUCAAGACAAAGUUGAUUUUUCUCCUGUUUAUCGCUGUCUUCACAUAUAUUCAGUUUUAGGAGCACGUGAAACUUUUGAAAUGUAUUAUAGGCAACAAAGGAAACAUCAAGCUCGAUUAGCCUUUCAGCCUCCAACAAAUAUGCAUGAAACUAUUGAUGGUUAUAAAGAAUAUUUCUGUGGAAUAGUAGGCUUUUUUGUAGUAGAAGAUCAUAUUUUAAAUACAGCUAAUGGUCUUGUAAAUAGAACAUAUUUAGAUGAAGUUUGGAAAAACGCACUUUCUACCAUCAUUGCUUCCUUAAGAACUCAUUCUGCAUACUGUUCUGAUCCCAAUUUAAUGUUAAAAAUCAAGAGGCUUAUUCUUCUUUUUAGCUCUACUCUUCAAAGUUAUGGUUAUCAUGUUGGGCAAUUAUUUGAUCUCCUAUUAGAAAUUAGGGAUCAGUAUAAUAAGAUUUUAAUGAAACAGUGGGUUCAAGUAUUUCAUGAGAUUUUUGAAGAAGAUAAUUAUCAUCCAAUUCAAGUAGAAAAUCAAACUGAUUUUGAUAAUGUUACUCAAGUCUUCCCUUAUAACGAUGAAGCUUUAAGCAAGGCUCCUUUUCCGAAGAAAUUUCCAUUUUCUUUAUUUGUACCUAAAGUGUAUGGUCAAGUUAAAGAAUUUAUAUAUACCUGUCUUAAAUUUUCUGAAGAUUUACACUUAAGCCAGACAGAAAUAGAAGAUAUGGUUCGAAAAUCUACAAAUAUGUUAUUGACAGAAACGUUAAGUGAUUGUCUGUCAACAUUAAUAAAAAAGCCCACAUUAGGUCUUCUUCAGCUCAUUCAAAUUAUGAUAAAUACUAAUUAUUUAGAAGGUGCUAGUGUAUAUUUGGAAGCUUUUAUUUCCAAUAUUACGGGUUCUACAAGUGAUAGUUCUCAUUUAGCUAAACUCCAGAGUCGAUCUAUGUUUAAGGAUGCAAGAGCUGAUGCUGAAGCUCAUAUAUAUCAACAGUUAAAUAAAAAAAUUGAUGAAUUUUUAGAAUUAGCUAAUUAUGAUUGGUUAUUAAAUGAACCACAGGGUCAAGCUAGUAAUUAUUUAACUGAUCUGAUUGCAUUUUUGAAGAGUACAUUUGAAGCUUUUACUAAUUUACCGGAUAAAGUUGCACAGACAGCUUGUAUGUCUGCUUGUAAACAUGUAAGCAAUGCUUUAAUGGAAUUUUUAAUACACAAUGAUGUCAAAUACAUAUCUAUGGGAGCCCUCCAACAAUUUAAUCUUGAUGUGAUUCAAUGUGAAUUAUUUGCUAAUUCCGAACCAGUUCGAGGAUUUGAAGACGGUGCCCUUCAAAUGUGCUUUGUUGAACUGCGACAACUUUUAGAUUUGUUUAUGACGUGGGAUUGGUCAACGUACUUUCACGACUAUGGUCAAGAAUCUAGCAAAUAUUUACGGGUUAAUCCGCAGACUGCAAUCAUUCUACUAGAAAAAAUUAGAGAAGCGGAUCGAAAAAAGAACUUAUUUCCAUCUUUAAAAAAGAAUGAGAGAGAUAAGAAAAAAUUAUUAGAAACUGUUCUCAAACAAUUAAAACAAUUAACAGCAAAUGGCACUUCAUAGUUCUAAUAAAUGCCAAAUUUUAUAGUCUUGCAAGAUGAUAAUCAUUCGUUCACUAUUGUUAAUCCUACAAUUGCUUCCAAGAGUUUGGUCAUCAAGAAAAAAAGCCAAAAACAAAGUACCUCUCAUAAAUUGCAUCAAUGACCAAUAACCGAUGCAAUAGAACACAAACUUGGACAUGAAUUGUGAGAAAAAUUGCCACACUAGAAAUUUGCUAAACCAGGUGCUAGAGUCGUGUCCAGUUUCGAAGACGUUCCCCCUCCUAUCCGCGCAUUAAAAUUUUAUAUACGGCACAUAUUUUGAAUAAUGUAGUUGGUCAUACAGAAAUUUCAUUUCCCAUUAUUAUUUAUAUUGUUAUAAUUUUGUUGUUAUUGUUACAUAAUGCAACUGAUCAAAAUGUGUAAAUAUAUAUAUAUAUAUAAUUUGAAAUGAAAUAAUUUAAAUUUGGAAUAUGGUUAAUGUAUGUCAAAUAUUUAAGAUAACGUUUAAUUCGCAUCAGAGGGAAAAGAAUUCUAUUCUGGUUUCAAACUCCCGCAUAAUAUUUUCUCAACAAAUCCUCAAAAAUUUUAUUCCAUGCUACAUACUUUCCAGUUAAUUUAGUAAAAGUUCGAUAUAAAGAUACUAGAGAUCGUAAAAGACCGACACACAGUGUUGGUGUUGAAUGUUGGGUAAUUGGUUGAACUUGUUGCCACUUUAGUUGGCAAAGUCAAAAGACCCUGGUGUCAAUGUUUGGUUUUGCUUUAAUUUUACAACUUGUGUGCAUCUGCUUAAAGUUUAGUGUUUUCAAAUGAUAUAAAUUUACUCUUUUUGAAGUAUAUUCAAUGCAGUUCAAGCAAAGAAAUUAUAUAUUCUCAUCCAAAAGAAGCCCUCCAUAAAUAAAUAUUAUCAAUAAAAAAACAUUCCAUGUUAACUUAUGUAAUUAUUGUUAUUUUUUUUAAUGAUGAAAACACUAACAUUUAAAUUAUUGUUCUAGUAAUGCUCUAGUAUAAUAGCAAGUUUUAUUCAGUUGUAAAAGCAAUAAAUUUGUUUAGAAAUCAUUUUAAGUCAUAGCUGCAAUUGUGAUUAGUUCUUAAGUCAUUAUAUCGAACUUUUACUGUAACUAUGACAUUGGUUUUUUAUUUUAUCUAUUUGUAUUUAAAAAUUAAUUAAAAUUGUCUAUGCAAAUUUGAGCUUUCGUUAGUUAGAUUUACGAAAAAUUGUCGACUUUCCCUUUCGACUGUUAAAUUGAGUAUAUAAAUAUACGAUAUAUAUUUUUGUGAUCUAAAAUAUUUUAGCACAAACCAUCUUUAACAACGUCCCGAAAAAAUAAACAUGAACGUUAAAAUUAUUUUGAAAUUCUACGAGCUGCGGAAUCUAAGGUAAGAUUAAAGUACGACUUCUCCUUUUUUUGCAAUAUAAACGUAGGUGUUAAAUUGACGAAACUCAAGAAUAGUGUGCCUCACAUAACUGUGCUCUUAUUGACUCUAUUUAGAAAUGUUGGCUUCCAUACCCGACGUGAAAAAAGUUAAUCGAAGCUCCAUUUUUUGUAUUUAUCCACAAAUAAAUACGGGGACCUUUACUUGAACUGUAAGAGUAAAGAGGAAAAAAAGGCUCAAGUUUAUAUAAAAAUAAAUAAAUAAAAUAAAGCAAGGGAAAGAAGAAGAAAACAACCUGAUAUCAAUUGUCAAAAUGAUGCCAUUGCAAGUGAUAUUUCAAAAUGGCAUGUAUAAAAUUGUAAACAUCCAUUUUGUAAUAAACAGUUAAUCAUAA
This is a messenger RNA of Centruroides sculpturatus (bark scorpion), 4352 nucleotides long. RefSeq names its product exocyst complex component 6B-like (gene Sec15). Gene Ontology annotation, cellular component: membrane; exocyst. Bases 72 to 2606 code for a protein of 844 amino acids. NCBI's taxonomy places the organism in Eukaryota, Metazoa, Arthropoda, Arachnida, Scorpiones, Buthidae. The transcript is spliced from 21 exons. Gene Ontology annotation, biological process: intracellular protein transport; exocytosis; Golgi to plasma membrane transport. The record is from RefSeq and is a predicted model, not a curated record.